This is a messenger RNA of Acanthoscelides obtectus, 1070 nucleotides long. Lineage: Eukaryota; Metazoa; Arthropoda; Insecta; Coleoptera; Chrysomelidae. The record is from the annotation of a GenBank genome assembly.
UGUUACAGGCGACCAUGGAGUGUCAGCGCCACUGCCGAUGCGUCGCAGCACUGGUGGUGGAGCCGGAGGCGGUGCCGGUACUGCAGGAGGCGGAGUCGGGCCGGGGGGCGGAGACCCUUCAGCCACGCCCUCGGCGGGGAUCCUAUCGCCGCGCGGUAGCGACAACGGCGGCGGCCUGGGCGUUAAAAUGGUAGAAUAUGUGCUGGGUACCUCUCCUACAUUAAAGGACGGGUCAUCGGCAGCGGCUGCCGCGGCCGCAGCUGGGCUUGAGCCGCGCAUGCGUGGACUACAUUUGGGCGGAGCUGGGGGAGCGGCCGGUGGGAGUGUGGGCGGAUCGCAGGGAGGUCCAGACGAUAAAGACAGCAAAGACGGCAAACAGAGUCCGAAAGAAGAAUGCAACGGUCAGCAAUCGCAACAGCAACAACAAGUGGUUCAGAACGGCGGACAGGUCGUCGACGACGACAAGGGUUUCAAUUUUCUUUGCAGCCGCACCCCUGGUAGUAGACAACCAUCCCCAGCAGAAGAAGAACUGACAAAAAAUGGCGGUGAUCCAACGGCGGCAGCACUUGCACUUAAGCAACAGCAUCAACAACAGGUAAGCAUAUAUGAACAGCUAUCCGGCGGCGUAUCCUCCGCCUCGCAUCACCAUCUGCACCACCACCUGCCAGUCGCAUCGGCAGCCGCGGUGGCCGCCCAGGCCGCCCAUCAUCACCACCAUCACCAUUUGACGCCCCAUCUCGGCGUCACGCUCGCCGAUUCUGUCAAUCAGCAAUUCGCAGAACAUUUCGCGGUAGUCGCGGCAGCCGCCGCCGCGUCCGGUCACCAUCCCGGACACCAUCAGGAACAACAUCAUACGCAACAAGGACAGAGCAACAACCUUUACGACCAGAGUGGACAACAGUACGCGCCCCCGCCCCAGCCACACCAAGUGGACAGUGCGGUUCUGCAGCAACAGCAGCACAACUUCGAUGUACAGCAUGCCUGUUUCUGAAAAGGAUUGCAGUUUUCUGUAAAGAAAGGUUUUAUCUAGGACGAAUGCUGUAUAAAAUGCGGUCCACAUUUUUGCGUAC